Molecule: messenger RNA, 1851 nt
Organism: Drosophila willistoni
Lineage: Eukaryota; Metazoa; Arthropoda; Insecta; Diptera; Drosophilidae
Gene: Dsor1
Product: dual specificity mitogen-activated protein kinase kinase dSOR1
Exons: 4
Coding region: 253-1446 (397 amino acids)
Biological process (GO): protein phosphorylation
Molecular function (GO): protein kinase activity; ATP binding
Source: RefSeq, a predicted model, not a curated record
GUUGGAAUACAAGGAAGGUUUUGAUCCGGUAACACCGAUUUCAGUGGUUUAAGGAAAAAUAAAUACAUUUUUUUAUUGGAAUUGAUUUAAACAACAAACGAAAACGUACGCGUUGCACCGGCACUUUGGCACCUGUUACAGAAGCUGAUACUUGCAUAGUUAUUGCUUCUGGUUUCCCCAAUCCCCCGCCGCCACCGCCCUACCUGGUAUAGCCGCAGUUGUUGUUGUUGUUUUCCUUCAUUUAAGAGCAAAAUGUCGAAAAACAAGCUGAACCUGGUACUGCCGCCGGUUAAUACGGAUUCAACUGUUGCGGCAGCCCAAGUGGCACCAACACCACCAUUCAAAACUCCAUCGGGAACAGAAACACAUAGUUUGCUGGGCAAGCCAAAGACGAGCAUCGAUGCCUUAACGGAAACUCUCGAGGGCCUAGACAUGGACGACACGGAACGGAAACGGAUCAAAGUGUUUCUCAGUCAAAAGGAAAAGAUCGGUGAACUGUCAGAUGAAGAUUUGGAGAAAUUGGGCGAACUUGGCUCUGGAAAUGGCGGAGUCGUAAUGAAAGUCCGUCAUACGCACACACAUCUCAUAAUGGCACGAAAACUGAUUCAUCUUGAGGUGAAACCGGCAAUUAAGAAGCAAAUCCUUCGUGAACUUAAAGUGCUCCAUGAGUGCAAUUUCCCGCAUAUAGUUGGCUUCUAUGGGGCCUUUUACAGCGAUGGAGAGAUAAGCAUAUGCAUGGAAUAUAUGGAUGGCGGCUCACUAGAUCUCAUAUUGAAACGAGCUGGCCGCAUACCCGAAUCCAUAUUGGGUCGCAUCACUUUGGCGGUACUCAAAGGAUUGAGCUAUUUACGAGACAAGCAUGCUAUUAUUCAUAGGGAUGUGAAGCCAAGUAAUAUACUCGUCAAUAGCAGCGGAGAGAUAAAAAUCUGUGAUUUUGGUGUAUCGGGUCAAUUGAUUGACUCGAUGGCCAACUCCUUCGUGGGCACACGCAGUUACAUGUCGCCGGAACGAUUACAAGGUACUCACUAUUCAGUACAGUCGGACAUUUGGUCGUUGGGCCUAUCCUUAGUUGAAAUGGCCAUCGGCAUGUAUCCAAUACCACCACCAGAUACUGUAACCAUGGAGGCCAUUUUCGCUGAGAACUCUGAUGGUGAUGGGAAUCAAACUGUAUUGGAGCCAAAAGUGAUGGCCAUAUUUGAACUGCUUGAUUAUAUUGUUAAUGAACCGCCACCUAAAUUGGAACAUAAAAUAUUUUCCGAUGAGUUUAAGGACUUUGUAGACAUCUGCCUCAAAAAGCAGCCCGAUGAACGGGCCGAUCUCAAGACCCUUCUGAGUCAUCGCUGGAUACGAAAAGCGGAGCUAGAGGAAGUAGAUAUAUCAGGUUGGGUCUGCAAGACAAUGGAUUUGCCGCCAUCGACGCCAAAGCGCAAUACAUCGCCCAACUAAUUUCAGCAUUCCUUUAUUCCAUCUUCCUACAAACAGCAUGCGUAUAUUUAUAUAUAUGUCUAUAUAUGCGAGUUAUUUAUUUGUAUGUAGUCAUGUACUUGUUGUAUCUACUGGAUCCCCCCUGGCCCGCCCACCCCAAUAACCCCCAGAUAUUUAUACAAAUAAUCUCCCUAUUUUCCUGACUCUAUUUAACUAUCUGUGUGAGUGUUUCGCUAGCGAUUUUUUCUUUUAUUUCUUAAAUAAGAAAAGGCUAAGUAAACUUCACAGUUGGCCUCCUUCACAAAGGAAGCGAGAAAAAAUACAAAACGUGUAUAUGUAUAUAUAUCUAUAUAAGUACACAUCUGAAGAAAAAAAAAACAAGAGAGAGAAAAUACGAAAACGGAAAAUAAAGAUAUUGAAGUCAUA